Molecule: messenger RNA, 582 nt
Organism: Scutellospora calospora
Lineage: Eukaryota; Fungi; Glomeromycota; Glomeromycetes; Diversisporales; Gigasporaceae
Source: the annotation of a GenBank genome assembly
GAAAAAUAUGACAAAAAUAUUAAAAUUAACAAACUAAAAAUAGGUGACAAAGUUUUAGUUGUGAAAUCUCAACUUAAAAAUAUUUUCUUAGCAAAAUUAGAAGAACAAUUUAUAGGACUAUAUAUCAUUCAUGAUAUUUUACUAUUAGGAGUUUUUAAACUUCGAACAUUUGAGAAUAAAAAGAUUAAGAAUUCUGAUAUCUUUAUAGAAAGUACUAAUGAAGCUUUGAAUAAUUUAGAAACUAAUAAUGAAAAUAUGUCUUUGAGUUUACAAUAUAAAACCACUCAAAAUAAAAUAUCUAAUAAACAGCAAAAUUUAAAUAUGAAUGAAAUCUUUGAAAAUAGUUCUGAAAGCUCCUCUGAUAAAAAUGAUAAACUAUUAAUAACUGAUAGAAUCAAAAGAGAUUUACAACAUGAAGUUGACAACAAUACUGAAUUUAUUUCACUUUUUGAAGCCUACAAAGAUUAUAAAACUUUCAAAAAUAUUUUCUAUAAAAUUGAACAACUUGAAAAAUAUAAAGGUAUUAACAAACAAAGAUUAAAAAUAGCCUACUACCUUGGUGAACUAAAGACUAAAAACUAA